This is a messenger RNA of Chelonia mydas (Green sea turtle), 7809 nucleotides long. RefSeq names its product ubiquitin specific peptidase 19 (gene USP19). Bases 16 to 4521 code for a protein of 1501 amino acids. Gene Ontology annotation, biological process: protein deubiquitination. The transcript is spliced from 26 exons. Lineage: Eukaryota; Metazoa; Chordata; Testudines; Cheloniidae. The record is from RefSeq and is a predicted model, not a curated record. Gene Ontology annotation, molecular function: cysteine-type deubiquitinase activity.
GGCGCUCUCACCGUCAUGAUGUCACACGAGCAGCGUUCCCAGGGCGUCACUUCCGGGGCUGGCCCCGCUGCCGUCCUGUCGCCCCGCUCCCCUGUCACGUGGAGCCGAGGCCCGGCUUCCGGAAAUGCGUCACGGGCUCGGGCCUGUCUCCUGCUGAGUCCGCCCGCGCGGAACUUCGGCUCGAACCAAAACAAACCGCGGAGCCGCCGGGCCGGGGGGUCACUUGUUCCUUGCCAGAGAGUUUGCCCACAAAGAGUCGCCAAGAUAGCUGGGCCAGGAAGAAAGCGUCGAACCCCUGACCCAGACUCCAUCACUGACCCCGGCGGGCCGUUUGUCUCAUCCAAACGGCUGAAAAUGUCCAGCAGCACCAAUGCCCCAGGCCAGAGAAGAGCGUCCCGGGGGCUGGAGGAUGCAACCAACAAGAAGAAGCAGAAGGACCGAGCCAACCAGGAGAGCAAGGAGGGAGAGAGACCUGGCAGCGACCCUAAGAAAGACCUGCUGCUGGACUGGAAGCAGAACGCUGACGAGGUCAUUGUGAAGCUGAACUUGGGCAGCGGGCCCCUGAAGGUGGAGGAGGUGGAUGCUGCAUUCACAGACACCAACUGCAUAGUCAGGCUGCCAGAUGGCCGCCAGUGGAGUGGCGAGUUCUACGGGGAGAUCGAGAGCUCCUGCAGCAAAGUCCACGGCAAGAAGGGCAACUUCCUGCAGCUGGUGCUUCAGAAGAAGAUCCCCCUGCACACCUGGGCUUCGCUCCUGAAGAAGCAGAAGGACGGAUCCAAGGAGCUAGCCAAGGGGACCGUGAGCCAGGAGAACGGGAAGGAACAGCCCCCGCCUGCACAGGCUGCCCCCGAGGAGCAGGCAAGGAGCAAACGGGAGUUCCCUAACUCGAAGCGAGCUCCAGGGAGGGGUGAGGCCCCAGAAGGGAAGAGCCCAGCCAGCCCCGGGCUGCAGAGCUGGCCCAGCGCCAAGCGGUCCGGGUACCUCAAGGUGGCUCUGAUGGAGGAGGAGCCAAAUGCCGAGGUUGCUGGGGGCUUGGAGCCUGGCAAGGAACCCAGUGGGAGGGGGGGCAGCCGGCAGAACAGCCGAGCAGCCCACGGCGAUGCUGCCACGGACCUGACCCCGCCUCUGGUGAAGGCCGAAGUGCUGCAGACGGAGCCCGUGCUUGUGGGGAUGCAGCUACUCGCUGCCCCUUCAGAGAGCUUCCCCCAUCACAUGGCGCCCUGCCUUGAGAAGAGACCCCUGCAGCCGGCUGCCUCCCAGUGCCUUCCAGCCCUUGGAGAGGGCCCCGAGGCUGUCCAGGCCCCUGCCUCCCCUCCGCUGGGCAGAGACGCUGAGAAGAGAGAUUGGUCCAAAGAGGAUGUUGCCCUGGAAGCAGCAGCUGAUGAGCCAGAGCCCAUGGUGAGCCUGACCUUGGUGAAGAACGACUCGUACGAGAAGGGCAGUGAUUCGGUGGUGGUGCACAUCUACGUGAAGGAGAUCCACAGGGAGACCUCCAAGGUGCUGUUCCGGGAGCAGGACUUCACGCUGGUGUUCCGGACCAGUGACGUGAACUUCCUGCGACUGCACCCUGGCUGCGGCCCCCACACGGUGUUCAGGUGGCAGGUGAAACUCAGGAACCUCAUUGAGCCGGACCAGUGCACGUACAACUUCACUGUCUCCCGCAUCAACGUCUGCCUGAAGAAACGCCACAGCCAGCGCUGGGGGGGGCUGGAAGCACCAGCUGCACGAGGUGCAGUGGGUGGUGCAAAGGUUGCCAUGCCAACAGCCCCUACCCCUCUGGAUAAGAGCCAGCCGGGCAGCAACCAGCACCCCCUGUCCAGUAAGGAGGAGGCUCGGGCAGGGGAGAAGGAGAUGCCCAGAGCAGAGGACGGUGGCCUGGAGGGUGUCGUGGCCCGGACGGCCACAGAGCACGUCACAGUGAAGCAGGAGCCGCACGUCCCCUCGCCGAAGCCGAUGUGCAUGGUGCCGCCCAUGACUCACAGCCCGGUGAGCAGCGAGAGUGUGGAGGAGGACGAGGAGGAGGAGGAGAAGAAGAAGGUGUGUCUGCCGGGCUUCACGGGGCUGGUGAAUCUGGGGAACACCUGCUUCAUGAACAGCGUCAUCCAGUCCCUGUCCAACACGCGGGAGCUGCGGGACUAUUUCCAUGAUCGCUCCUUCGAGGCUGAGAUCAACUACACCAACCCGCUGGGGACGGGGGGGCGCCUGGCCAUCGGCUUUGCUGUGCUCCUGCGGGCGCUCUGGAAGGGCACGCACCACGCCUUCCAGCCCUCCAAGCUGAAGGCAAUUGUGGCCAGCAAGGCCAGCCAGUUCACGGGCUACGCCCAGCACGAUGCCCAGGAGUUCAUGGCCUUCCUUCUCGAUGGCCUGCACGAGGACCUGAACCGCAUCCAGAACAAGCCCUACACGGAGACGGUGGACUCGGACGGGCGGCCCGACGAGGUGGUGGCAGAGGAGGCCUGGCAGCGGCACAAGAUGAGGAACGACUCCUUCAUCGUGGACCUCUUUCAGGGCCAGUACAAGUCCAAGCUGGUGUGCCCGGUGUGCGCCAAGGUAUCAAUCACGUUUGACCCCUUCCUGUACCUGCCGGUGCCCCUGCCCCAGAAGCAGAAGGUGCUGACUGUCUAUUACUUUGCUAAGGAGCCGCACAAGAAACCUGUCAAGUUCCUCGUCAGCACCAGCAAGGAGAACUCCAGCGCCGCUGAGGUGCUGGACUCGGUGGCCCACAGCGUGCGUGUGAAAGCCGAGAACCUGCGCCUGGCAGAGGUGAUCAAGAGCCGCUUCCACCGCAUGUUCCUGCCGUCCCACUCGCUGGACACGGUCUCCCCCACAGACCUGCUCCUGUGCUUCGAGGUGCUGUCCCCAGAGCUGGCCAAGGAGAGGGUGGUGGUGCUGCAGGUCCAGCAGCGUCCCCAGGUGCCCAGCGUCCCCAUCAGCAAGUGCGCAGCCUGCCAGAAGAAGCAGCAGUCGGAGGACGAGAAGCUGAAGCGCUGCACUAGGUGCUACCGAGUGGGCUACUGCAAUGUGGGGUGUCAGAAAACGCACUGGCCAGAUCACAAAGCCCUGUGCCGCCCCGAGAACAUCGGCUUCCCCUUCCUCAUCAGCGUGCCGGAGUCGCGCCUCACCUACUCCCGCCUGGCCCAGCUCCUGGAGGGCUACGCAAGGUACUCGGUCAGCGUGUUCCAGCCUCCUUUCCAGCUUGGCCUGCAGCCCCUGCUCCCCGAGAAGCUGGACCUGCCUGCAAGGAGUAGCUGUGCGACUGCCACCCCCACCCCAGAGUCGGGGGAUGGGGACUGGGCCCCUCACCGGCAGGAGCCCCAGCUACCCCCCCACACCCCGGAGCUGCACCCUGAGCUGGGGGACGCCAGCACAGUGCCCAGCUCAGAUUCGGGCUGCUCUGAGCGCUCCCUGGAGGCGCCGGGCGAGAGCUGCUGGGAGAAGGAGCCGUCCUACGAGCGAGGCCCCAAGCCCGAAGCUGCCAUCCCCGGAUACCAGCAUGUGCCCAACGCGCUCAGUGCCCACGCCACCCAGUUCUACAUCAACAAGAUCGAUGGAGCCAGCCGAGAGCACAAGCUGGAGGAGAAAGGCGAUGCCCCGCUGGAGCUCACGGACGACUGCUCCCUGGCGCUGGUGUGGAAGAACAACGAGCGCCUCAAGGAGUUUGUGCUGGUGGAGUCCAAGGAGCUGGAGUGCGUGGAGGACCCGGGCUCGGCCAGCGAGGCGGCUAGGGCUGGCCACUUCACGCUGGGCCAGUGCCUCAACCUCUUCACCAAGCCCGAAGUGCUGGCGCCCGAGGAAGCGUGGUACUGCCCCAAGUGCAAGCAGCAUCGCGAGGCCUCCAAGCAGCUCUUGCUGUGGCGCCUGCCCAACGUGCUCAUCAUCCAGCUCAAGCGCUUCUCCUUCCGUAGCUUCAUCUGGAGGGACAAGAUCAACGACAUGGUGGACUUCCCGGUCCGGAGCCUGGACCUGAGCAAGUUCUGCAUUGGGCAGAAGGAGGAGCAGCAGCAGCCCAUGUACGACCUGUAUGCGGUGAUCAAUCACUACGGCGGGAUGAUUGGCGGGCACUACACGGCCUACGCCCGGCUGCCCAGCGACAAGAACAGCCAGCGCAGCGACGUGGGCUGGCGGCUCUUUGAUGACAGCACGGUGACCACGGUGGACGAGAGCCAGGUGGUGACGCGAUACGCGUACGUCCUCUUCUACCGCCGGCGGAACUCUCCCGUGGAGAGACCCCUGCAGGGGCGCCCCCCGGAGCACCGGCCAGACAUGGCCUCCGCCGCCGAGGCAACCGCCAGUCAGGCUUCUCUGAUCUGGCAGGAACUGGAGGCCGAAGAGGAGCCCGAGGCUCGCAGGAGGCAUGCCAGGACUCCCUGCAGGCCCCGUGGCCAGAAGGCGAGCCAGGCCGCCCGGCAGCACCCUGACGAAGGCUGCCUCCGAUACGUUGUGCUGGGCACCAUGGCAGCCAUUGUGGCACUCUUCCUAAACGUCUUCUACCCCCUCAUCUCCCAGAGCCGCUCAAGAUAGGCGCUGGGGGGCAGCCGAGCUCCGCAGGGGCAGUGGCUAGCCCAGCCCUGAACAGUUCCAGCCGCCCUGGCGAGGGCUGCUCUGCGCCAAAGGCAUUGGGACACCUCGCCAGGUAGGUGCUGGAGUGAGCCCUGCUGCCAUGACACCCAGGCCUGCUCGCGACCAUGGAGACCUCGCUGGGCAGCCUUCGUUGCAGGAUCCCGCUCUGCAGAGUACACAGCCAGGCUCCGUCCGGCUCCUGGGGAGCGGGGACUCUCCAGGCCGCUCUGCCCUCCGGCAGCAUGUGCUCUGGGGUGCAAGCAGCCAGAAUGGCGGACCAGCGGAGCGCAGCUGGGCCUGGCACAUGCUCCUAACCUGGGAGGUCGGAUUGCUGCUGGGGCUGCCAGCCCUGGAGAUGGUGCGCACGGACUUGGGCAGGCCUUGCCCAAGCAGUAGUGAGGCUGGGACUGAUGCGAGGCCUCCCUGCGUGGGUCCCCUCUACUGCAGAGCGAUCUCCCGCUGAGCCUAGCGCUCCACCUUGCUAGCCGUGGGCUCUGCUCCUGGCAUGCUGGGUCCUGUGUGCCCGUGGCUCCAGGCGUGGUGCUGCCCGGAGGUUGCUGGCAGGCUGGCCUCAGGACCUUCACAUGGGCACGGGCCCCGUCACACGCAGAGGUGUUUGGGCUCAUGCCCACUGGACUUGGCUGCCUCCUUGACAAUUAGCCUGCUGGCUGUGGCCUCGUGACUAAUAGUCCCCAGCGUGCAGCAGGCCUGCCUGCUCCACCCUGCACCUCCGCUCGCCCCCGAGUGCCGGCCGGGAGUCCCACGGCCCGUGUGGGCUCAGCAUCUGCCACAGUCCAGCCGAGUCCAAAACGAGCUGGUGGGAGGUGGGGCCAGUCUCCCUGCGGCUACCUGGGGGUGGGACCUUGGGAAAGCAUGCCCAGCGCUGGACCCGGGGUGGGGAGUUCCUGCCAGGAUGGCAGCAAAGGGCCCUCCGUUGUGUACUGUAUGGACCGUAUUAAUAAAUCCGGGCUGUUCCAACCGUGCGGUGCCCGUCUCCUUUCUCUGCGCCAGGGAAUGACUCACCGGGGGCCAAGGGAACUGGCACCAGAUCCCCCAUCUCUGCCAUAGUCGCGCCACUGUGUGCCACACUCUGCUCAGCCAUCCUUGGGCUGCCCCUGCCAAGCUGCUCCUUACGCUGAGGCAGGGACUGCGCCCAUGCUGCUGCCCAGCCUGCGGGGAGCUCAUGCUCAUGGCUCUGCCAGGAGCCCGCUGUCCCCACUUCUUAUGGCGAACGCUCCCCCGCUCUGCGUGAGCCUGACAACUGCAUGGCAGAGCCAGCCCCCCCCACGCUGCAGCUCCACUGAGAACAGGGCCUGCCAAGCGCCAGGGCAGAGCUCGCCCAGGCAGGUGGGGAACUGGGGCUCCGAGCGUGUGUGCGCUGGGCUGGGGUGGGAGAGAAGCCCUGCUAACGCUGCAGAGGGACGUGCCGGGCUGGGGCUGGCAGUGAGGGACGUCAGCAGAGCUGUGGGCUGAGCUAGGAGGACUUGGAUGUGCAGAGUGGUGCUGUGCCAGUGGUCUGCGCCCCAGGACGGAGGCGGGUCGCUCAGCAUGGCUCGAGGUGCAUGGCGUUCUGUCCAGAUUUGUGCGCUGCACCCCCACCCGAAGCAACCCCGGCGAGUAGUCUGGCGUAGGGUGAGACGGCCCCUACGGCAGGCGAUGGCAAAGACCUGGCCAUCACCCACCUGCUGCAAAUGCAGCACCGCGGCCCCAGAGUAGAGCCCACUGUUGGCCUCGCCCCCGUCCCAGACUGCCUGUGCGCAGCCCCUGCUGUCGCGUCUGGAGCUUUGCGGGGGCUCUGCCCACAGCAGGCUCUGGCCUGGGACGGGCCGUGCCCUUGGCCCUCUUCUGGCUUCGCAGCCUGAGCUCCUCACUGCAGCGUGGCUCCUUCGUCAGGGCUGGGGCUUGGCCUUCAGCGCUCUUGGCAGCCUAGGCACACUGCGGGGCACCUGGCCGUGUCCUGCUGCUUGUGUCCCGCUCCCAGCCAGCCAAGGCCACAGGGCUCGAGUGCUGACCCUUGUCUGGAGUCUGUGAGGGAGACCCCUGCCCUCGAGUCCCCUGCCAGCCGAGGAACGCUGCACCGGCCUCUAAGGGGGCGACUGGCCCAGGGCUUUCUGGAUUCCGACCCAGCGCUGAGCCAUGGUUCCUCUGUCCUCACGAGGAGGAAGAGGCAGGGCUGGGGCAAGUCUCUGCCCCAGCACUGGCUCCUCUGGGUCUCGGGCCUGGUCAGUACAGGUUCCAAGGACCUGCCAUGGGGGCAAGGGACAGCUCUGGGUCCGUAGGAGCUGCAGGGUCUUGCUCUCGGCCUGUGGCUUUGGCUGAUCCCCACCCAGCUCCGAUAGAAGAGACUGAGGGCCCUGCGAACCAGUGCACGGGCGGCCCUGUGGCAGGGGGGCGUGCCCUGCUGGCACACCUUCGGGGUCCUGGGCACUGCCCACGCAGCUCCACAUCCAGCCGCGGCCAGCAAGCCGAGGAGUGGGCUGGAGAGCGUGCUCACACUGUGGCGUGGCCAAGGGAGAUGGACGCCCGCACUGGGCCACUGCACUCUUGCCCCAGGCAAGGGUCUGAGGUCUGGCCACGGAGGAGCCUGGAGCCCCCAUCACGUAGCCCAGCAGGGCCUAGCAUGCUGCUUCCCCCCAACGCCCAAGGCUGGCAUGCUGACAAGGAAGCAGCUGCCCCAUGUCCGGCCAAAGCAGAUCCUGCCCCUCCCUUGGUCUCACGAGGCAGGCCAUGAGGAUGGGAUCCUGGCUUCUGCUCUGCUUUUCCCUCGGCACUAGCUGUUGCAGGGCCGAGCUCCUGUGGGGAUGUCACGGCCAGGCGGGAGAAACACUCGUGCUCUGGAUCAUGGGGGCAGCCAUCUGUCAGAAUCCAAGGCCACAAGGGAUCGUUGUGAUCAUCUCGUCCAAUCGCCGAGAGCAGAUCCUUUAGGAAAACGUCCAGUCUUCAGUUCUGAAGUUCCAGGGAUGGAGAAUCCACCACAACCCUGGGAGGGGAGACUGUCCCAUCAGUUAAUUCCCCUCUCUUGUUUCCCCUCUGACUUCGUCUAGCUUGAAUUUCCAGCCACAGGAUCAUGUUAGACCUUCCUCUGCUAGACUGAAGAGCCCUGUUAUUCAAUAUACCGGACCCAGGAUCCCAGCAGCGGUCGCACCAGGGCCAAAUACUGAGGCAAAAUCACGUCUCUGCUCCUCCUCCAGAUUCCCCUCUUUAUACAUCCCAGGAGCACAUUAGCCCUUUUGGCUACAGCUUCCUAUU